UCGGAGGCAGGCCUGGACUUGAUGACAAUGCCGAUCCUCAUACAUUUCUGAUCCUUCCAUUUGUUUCACCGGGAAUCUACCCAGACUACUCUACAUAAGGCUUUUGCUACACACCGGGCUGCAUUUCCUACUGCCGUUCCGAAGUCGGCCCUAAUUCCUCAUGCAAGACUUUCGUCCUUCACAUACCAAGUACGGACAGCGCUGCAGCAGUUCAUGAGUCAUGGCGCUUGACGACAGCCACGACAGUGACCUGACUGUGUUCGGACUUGUGCUCAGAAGUGGAACUGGAACCGGAAUUGGACCAGAUGGCUACCGAUGCCGGAACCAGCAAGAUCAGGCGCAGGCGCAAAGGGGGACCCGAAAGAUGCAGACCGAGACCCAGACCUCCGCGCCUGCGAUCGGGAAGUUCGAAUUCGUCAUGAUGGGAUCGCAUGGAGGGCUCAACAAGGAAGGAAUCAGUCAGAUUAGGGCGCAUACAACCAGGGAGCUUCACAAAGCUAGACGAAGUUCCGGACAGACUUUGCCUCGACGACGUCGAGAUGGGCCUGGGAACAUAUUUUUCGGAUCUCAUAUUGACGCUUUUCAGGCGCUGCCUCAAUUGCGCCUGGAGAUCUAUAAGCCUGGGAUCUUUGACGAGGUUAAAUGCAACCUAUUUCACGUGUUCGACCAAAGACUAAUGAGAGAGUCGGUAUGGCCGCUUGGAGCCAGAGACAACGCAUUCUUUGCUGGAAUGAUGCUCAUGUGCUCAGUACACUUGGACAGCAUGAACUUUGACAAACCUUCGCCAGUUACGACGGCCCUCAAACUUGAAGCCAUGAGGCUUGUGAGAGAAAGGAUCGGAAGUUCUUCAGCUGAUGUGAUUAUUGGGUGCAUCUCGGCGAUCGCGUGUCUGGCGAGUUGCGCAUUGGUAAGUCCACCUGAUUUGUCGCACAUGGCGGCUGACGUUCGAAAUCAAGGUACGCGGCGAAUUUGGCGGUGCGAAUGAAUACAAAGUUCACCGGAAGGCGUACGUCGUGCUCAUCAAUGAGAUCUUUCGACAACAAAAGUUCGAAACGUCGAGGUUCUACAAAGACGUAUUGAAGAUCAUCACCAU
This is a messenger RNA of Exophiala viscosa, 1093 nucleotides long. RefSeq lists its product as uncharacterized. The record is from RefSeq and is a predicted model, not a curated record. The coding region runs from base 221 to 985 and encodes 254 amino acids. The transcript is spliced from 4 exons. NCBI's taxonomy places the organism in Eukaryota, Fungi, Ascomycota, Eurotiomycetes, Chaetothyriales, Herpotrichiellaceae.